Molecule: messenger RNA, 2301 nt
Organism: Aspergillus mulundensis
Lineage: Eukaryota; Fungi; Ascomycota; Eurotiomycetes; Eurotiales; Aspergillaceae
Product: Zn(II)2Cys6 transcription factor
Exons: 4
Coding region: 1-2301 (766 amino acids)
Biological process (GO): DNA-templated transcription; positive regulation of transcription by RNA polymerase II
Cellular component (GO): nucleus
Molecular function (GO): zinc ion binding; sequence-specific DNA binding; DNA-binding transcription factor activity, RNA polymerase II-specific
Source: RefSeq, a predicted model, not a curated record
AUGGCUGGCGCCCUCGUGGCGAAGGCGGGUGUCCAGCUCUCGCCUGGAGUGGACUAUAAUGGUACGCCUCGGGCAGACCCAGUCUGUCUGGGGCGGAAGAGGAAGGCAUCGGCAUCGGAAUCGUCAGCGAGCAAAGCCAAUGCGCCGCGGCAGAAGAUCACUAGGGCUUGUGACUCUUGUAAAGAGAAGAAGACUCGAUGCACAGGAACGCUGCCGUGCAGCCGAUGUACUAGGCUGUCGCUACUCUGUGAGUACAACGCCGCGUAUAGUCGGGGCCUGCCUCCAGAUCCGCUCCCUGCACCCGCAUCAGUGGCUGCGAGGUACUCGAGAAACCGAUCUGCAUCGCACGCCUCGGACUCGCGGAGCCCUAGUGUGCGAAUAUCGCCGCCAAAUAGGGAAGCUGCGAGAGCCGCAAGGACUCCGCGCUCGCAGUUAUCGCAAGCCUCUGGGGAAGUGUCACGGCGAAAUUCCCCCGAUCCAGUGGCCACUGACUUCGAAGGAAACUACCUUGGACCCGCUUCGGGAGUCUCGUUUCUGAACCGUGUCUGGCGACGGCUACACCAGGAUGAAACAAGCGCGGUUCCUGAUGAGCUGCGGAACGAGUCGUGGCCGAAGAAUACUUCCGUGUUUAUGUUUGGCGAUAAGCCCUAUGUGGACUAUCGCGAUGCUGGCUUCAUUUUACCCAAGUUCGAUAAAGCCCUUGAGUUGGUGAGCAGGUAUUUCGACUACGCUAUGGUCACAUACCGCUUUCUUCACCGGGGAAGCGUGGAAGAAUGGCUUAAGCAAGUUUAUAGCCACAAUAUUUCUCCCUCGAACCUGCCCGCUGGGCCUUUGGUGGCUCGGACUGCGAUAAUUCUCAUGAUAUUUGCUGUAAGCACUCUUCACGAAGAGCAGACCCAAGGAAAGCAGGCGGAAAGUUCGCGUGAAAGCGAACGAUGGUAUGCAGCAUCAAAAUAUAUGCUCUCGAUGGAGUUCGGGCCUCCGCGUCUCGAGACCGUCCAAGCACGACUGGGCCAAUGUCUUUACCUCCUCUCGUCUUCAAGAGCCAAUGAAUGCUGGUAUAUAUUUGGCACUGCAGUGCAGUUGGUGACAGCCCUUGGCUUGCAUCGGCGGUGUGCCGCUAAACUUUCCAAAAAAGGUAUCACAUACUUGGAGAGGGAGCUUCGCAAACGAAUUCUGUGGAGCGCUUAUACCUUAGACAAAUAUCUCAACGUUAUUUUUGGGCGGCCUCGGUUAUUGCACGAUGAAGAUAUUGACCAGGAACUACCUGAUGAGGUCAGCGAUGAGGACAUCCUUCAAGAUGACCCGGCUAUGCGUUUAGGCACAGCGGAUUCCAUGAUGAUCGCAUCCGUCCUGCAUUUUAGACUUGGACGCAUUUUGGGUGAAAUUUCGCGUCAAUUCUACACAGUCAAUCCUAUAAUCCGGGAAUCGCCGCUCGAAGCCGCAGUUCGAAUCACUUCAGAGCUUGAGAAAUGGAAAGAAACCACGCCACCUCUGUUUAAUAGUGUUCGCCCGACGAGUCUUAUCCCGCCAUUAUGCAGGCAAAGCCAAGUCCUCCAGCUCGCCUACUGCCAUGCAAUGAUACAUGCUACUCGGUCAUUUUUGCUGAAUGACUUCACUGAUCUCAGCCGUCGGCCAGCAGCUCCCCACCCGACGGUGACGGCACAUGUAAGUAAGUGCCUUGAGGCUGCCGAGGACGUGAUGAAGCUAGUGGACAGCAUUGCAAAACAGGGCACUCUGAUCCAGUCAUUCUGGUUUACGCACCAUGUAUGCUUCUGUGCAAUUGUCGUGGUUUACAUCUACACCAUCCAGCAGCACCGACUGUCGUCAACCUUGGGGCCCGCUGAGUUGGAUAACAACCGUGUACGAUCGCUCUUCAGUCUUGCAGAGAUAUGUCAGCAACACCUGGCCGAAGCCACUCGCAGAAACUGUCCGAGUCGGCGUUACGGUAUAAUCUUGGAGGAAACCAGGGUGGAGGUGCACAAACAGCUGGGUUCUCAGUUCGCGGAUGGGUCCCUCGCCAACGUCCCAGAACAACCGCGAGACAUGUCUGUCAGGGACCAGGAGUCAAUGAUCGAUCAGAGGCCAAAUGAUUUGACUGAUAUGAACAAUGUUGUUCCGUUCAAUUCGAACCCUGUUAGCUAUGAUGGCACUUUCCCCUCAUCAGCGUUUGUAGAUGAACCAUUUGAUAUGGGUGAUGUUGGGUUUCUGGAUAAUCUCGAAGGGUCUAUAUGGUGGACUCAAUUGGACACUUGGGCAUUUUCCAAUCUGCCGAAUGACCCGUCUCAAUUUUCUUUCUGA